Messenger RNA from Mizuhopecten yessoensis (Yesso scallop), 1068 nucleotides. RefSeq lists its product as uncharacterized. The record is from RefSeq and is a predicted model, not a curated record. Gene Ontology annotation, molecular function: DNA binding. The coding region runs from base 1 to 1068 and encodes 355 amino acids. NCBI's taxonomy places the organism in Eukaryota, Metazoa, Mollusca, Bivalvia, Pectinida, Pectinidae. Gene Ontology annotation, cellular component: nucleus. The transcript has a single exon.
AUGCCUAAAAACAAGAAAACCAGCCGAAAGGGCAAAGAAAUGCAGUACGACAGAGAAAACCUUAAAAGGGCCCUUGAUGCUGUUAAAUCAACAGGGUUGUCGAUAAGGAAGGCAGCAGCGAAAUAUGGGGUCCCCAAAUCGACGCUUGCUGACAGGGUUACUGAACGUGUUGGGGAAAAUGCUCGCCCGGGUAGACGCCCUGCCCUUCCAGAAUCAGUAGAGCAGAAAAUUGUAGAUUCUUUAAAGCAGGCGGCAAGACAGGGAAUGGAAGUGAGCAGAAAACAACUUCUGGAAAGAACGGGGCAGAUUUGCAGGAAACUAAAUGCCACUCCAUUCAAAAGACUUAUACCUUCAAAAGAUUGGUGGGAGGGAGUAAAGAAAAGACACCCGGAACUGUCAAUCAGACGCCCGGAAAAACUGGCAUCGUCAAGGGCCUCAAUGUUGAACCCGGUAGUUGUAUCUAAAUACAUGGACGACCUGGUAAGUUUGCUUCAUACAUUAGGCAUAGGUGGAAAGCCCAAGCAAAUAUGGAACUGCGAUGAAACGGGCAGGUCGUUUGAACACUCACCGGUUAGAGUCAUUGCCGAAAAAUCGUCAAGAAAUGUGCUUGGCCGUACCAGCAACAGCCGUACCAAUGUUACAAUAAUGGCGUGCAUCAAUGCUGCCGGACAGAAAAUGUCUCCAAUGUUGAUUGUUAAAGGCAAAACAUCAGUGUCCGUCCACGGCUUUAACACAGAAGCAGCGCCACCAGGUUCCAAAUGGGCCUGGCAGGAGAACGGGUGGAUGAAUGACAGGUUGGGGGAGCAAUGGUUUAGGGACGUGUUUCUCAAAGAAUGCGGUGCCGCUAGACCACAGCUUCUACUUCUCGAUGGACACUCAUCUCACGAGUCAUUUGCCAUCCUACAACUGGCCUCAGAAAAUGAUGUACAGAUAAUGUGCCUCCCUCCCCAUACUACUCACAUUCUACAGCCGCUUGACCGGACAGUGUUUGGGCCAUUUAGUGCCGAGUACAACAAAGCGUGUUCGGCUUUCAUAACACUGUCAACAAAUACAGCUUCCCCGGGCUAA